This is a messenger RNA of Helianthus annuus (common sunflower), 742 nucleotides long. RefSeq names its product 60S ribosomal protein L12. Gene Ontology annotation, biological process: translation. Gene Ontology annotation, molecular function: structural constituent of ribosome; large ribosomal subunit rRNA binding. Lineage: Eukaryota; Viridiplantae; Streptophyta; Magnoliopsida; Asterales; Asteraceae. The coding region runs from base 58 to 558 and encodes 166 amino acids. Gene Ontology annotation, cellular component: ribosome; cytosolic large ribosomal subunit. The record is from RefSeq and is a predicted model, not a curated record. The transcript has a single exon.
CAUCCACUCUUCGUCUUUCUCACCGAAACCCUAACCCUAACCGCCGUCUCUGCAACAAUGCCGCCGAAGUUCGAUCCGUCACAAGUCGUCGACGUCUACGUCCGCGUGACUGGCGGCGAAGUCGGAGCGGCGAGUUCACUCGCUCCAAAAAUCGGUCCACUCGGUCUCUCACCGAAAAAAAUCGGAGAAGACAUCGCAAAAGAAACCGCAAAGGACUGGAAGGGUCUCCGAGUCACCGUUAAACUCACCGUGCAAAACCGUCAGGCGAAGGUCUCCGUUGUGCCGUCCGCCGCGGCGUUAGUCAUCAAAGCGCUAAAAGAGCCGGAGCGUGACCGGAAGAAGGUGAAGAACAUCAAGCACAGCGGUAAUAUCUCGCUUGAUGAUGUUAUUGAGAUUGCGAAGAUUAUGAGAGCUAGAUCUAUGGCGAAGGAGUUGCAGGGGACUGUGAAGGAGAUAUUAGGAACGUGUGUUUCGGUUGGAUGUACUGUUGAUGGAAAGGAUCCGAAGGAUUUGCAGCAGGAGAUUGCUGAUGGAGAUGUUGAGAUUCCUCAAGAUUGAGUGGAGAUUGUUAUGAAGGUUUGUUAGUUUUUUAUUUUAUGUUAUUGUUUGUUUUGGUUUUGGUUUUGAUCUGGAUAUUUAUGAAUCUCUAGGUUUAUCAUAUUGACCGUUUUAUGAAUGAAUUUGGGGAUAAAUUGUCAGAUUGUUUAAAUUUUGACCUAUAAUAUAUCAUAUAUUCUAUAAA